Molecule: messenger RNA, 2285 nt
Organism: Syzygium oleosum
Lineage: Eukaryota; Viridiplantae; Streptophyta; Magnoliopsida; Myrtales; Myrtaceae
Product: transcription termination factor MTERF4, chloroplastic
Exons: 7
Coding region: 68-1978 (636 amino acids)
Biological process (GO): regulation of DNA-templated transcription
Molecular function (GO): double-stranded DNA binding
Source: RefSeq, a predicted model, not a curated record
UUAUCUCAAUUCUCGAACUCAGGAUUGCGUCGCUCGUGGUUUAGGGUUUAAGGAGGAGUGGGGGGCGAUGCAGGAGCGGUCAGUAUCGAACAUGUCCAUCUCCAUCUCCAUGUCCAUGUCCCUCAAGCUCUCUUCCUUCCCACCUCCACUUUGGAGACUCCAACCUCCUCCUCCUCCAGUAUCGGACGCCGCCGCCGCCGCCGCUAUCCCGCUCUCCUCAGCCCCCGCCCACUUCAGCACCCGAGGCUUCCAUUGCCUCCUCCCCCGCUCUCCCCUCGGUACCCAGAACCGUCGUCCCAAGCACCCUCCCCUGCUCUCGAGCCCCGCCGAUGUGCCCUCCCCUGAAGAUGAAGAAGAUGAAGAAGAUGAAGAUGAAGGUGAAGAAGACGACUCCGCUUCCUCCGCGCGCGACGCCGUGUCUCGCCUCCUUCACCUCGAAUUCGGUCUCUCCUCGGACGAUGCCUCGAGGGUCGCCUCCAAUGCCCCCGACUACAUCCGCUCGUUGAUCGACGGGGUCCGGGAGCUGGACGAGCUCUCCCUCUGGGAUUCUUCCUGGAAGUCUGCGCCCCUCGUCUCCGCCUCCACCGCCGCCGGUUUUCGGGAGAAGGUGGCGUUUUUGGCCAAGCAGAGAGGAGACCGAGGCAAGGUCGCUUUCCUCGAGAGCAUCGGCCUCCCUCUCUCCUCUGCCCUCUUCGUCGCUCGUUCCGUCUCCUCCGACUCUCUCCCCACUCUCCUUCGCAAGGUUAAAGUGUUGAAGGAAAUCUUAUUUUCUAGCAGUGAUGUAGAAGGUUUGCUCGGGAAAAAUGCUCGUCGAAUGAUGAUGCACUUAUCGAUUCCUGUGGAUGAAGAUGUGCAGCUAACCUUAUCUUUCUUUGAAAAGAUUGAAGCAAGACGUGGGGGUCUAGAUAUGUUGGGCUACAAAGAUGCCUCUUUUCUAUAUCUGGUUGAAUCAUUUCCGCGUCUUCUUUCAUUGCCGAUAGAAUCCCAUGUAAAGCCUCUGGUACAAUUUUUUGAAAGUAUUGGCAUUCCUCAUGGACGAGUACGGAAUAUCUUUCUUCUCUUCCCACCGAUCAUCUUCUACAAGGUUAAUGACAUAAGCAAGAAGGUUCUGGUGUUUCAGAAGAUUCUUGCAGAUAGUCAUGAUGUUGGGAGAAUGCUUCUGAAAUAUCCAUGGAUGCUUUCCACGAGCAUCCAGGUGAACUAUGAAGAGAUCCUUUCAUUCUUUCAGAUGGAAAAGGUACCAGAACCAAGCAGUCACCGCGCAAUUAGAUGCUUGCCUCAUAUUAUGGGGUGUUCAACUAGCAAGCUAAAGUUGACGGUGGAAUCAUUGGGUGAACUAUCUGUUCGAAAUAAGAAAAUGGGUAAGGUCAUUGCUAAAAGUCCUCAGCUACUACUACGGAAGCCUGAAGAAUUUUUCCAGGUGGUUUCUUUACUCGAAAAUUUUGGAUUUGAUAGGGAGACGGUGGGGAAGAUUGUUCUUCGCUGUCCUGAAAUUUUUGCUGCUAGUAUAGAGAAAACUCUAAACAAAAAGCUUGAAUUCCUUAAAAACAUGGGCAUUUCCAAUCAUCACCUUCCAAGGGUUAUAAAGAAAUAUCCGGAGGUUCUUGUGUCUGAUGUCGACCGCACUUUGAUCCCUCGGAUAAACUAUCUGAUGGAGAUAGGGCUUACAAAGCGAGAGAUUGCCUUCAUGGUGCGGAGGUUCUCGCCAUUGUUGGGUUACAGCAUUGAGGAGGUGUUCAUACCAAAGCUGGAAUUUCUAGUGAAGACAAUGGAGAAGCCUCUGAAGGAGAUUGUGGACUACCCGAGGUACUUCAGCUAUUCACUGGAGAAGAAGAUAAAGCCUAGAUAUUGGGUGUUAAAGGGUACGAAAGUCGAGUGUAGCUUGAAAGAUAUGUUGAGCAAAAAUGACGAGGAAUUCGCCGCCAAAUUUAUAUAUGUCGACAGGAUGCUUCUCCCCCCCGCCCCUUCUCAUCAUUGAAAUACCCGUGAAAGUCGUUGAAACAUAGAAAGCCGGUGUGUUGUACAUACAUAUGAAGACAGUGAAAUCAAAAAGAAAAAAAAAUAGUGAGUUGGGUUUUCCUCAGUCUUGGAUAAUUUAGUGCCUCUUCCAUGGAACUCUGGUACACAGGGAAGACUCCCUGUCGAGGCCUCGGAUAUGUAAAGUCCAUUCGUUGGUAGCGUUGGACCAUUAGAUUUCAAUGGAUCGUGACGUGCCAUUGGAUCAAGAUUAAAAGACUGAAACAGGCAACUGAUUAUGACUAAGGUUUUGAUUGUUUCGCGGAAAA